AAGAAAACAAUGUAAUCAGAUUUCAACUGGCAACAAUAAUACAAGUCAAUUUCCAGAACAAGAAAACUUUAAGCUGGGAAAGAUAAUAAUUGAUAAUACCUUGGAUUUAGGAAAAGAAUUACAGCCUAAAAGUACACAAAGCUCUGUAUUGAAUAAUCCCAUUUUUGACACAAUGAAUUCUCAGUGUUUUCAAGCUGCGAAUAAUGAAAUUCUAGAAAACCCUGUUAUAAAAAAACUUAAAUUGGAUGAUAAUAGUAAGUGUAUAACUUCUGAAAAUGCAAGGCAUCCUAAAAAAAUAUUUCAAAAUAGUUCAAAUAUAUAUUAUAGUAGUACAUCCAAUCGUUUUAAACCUAAAAGACAAUAUGAUGGAGCAUUAAACCCUGAUAAGGCGAUAAAUGAUCAAAAUGAUAAUAUAAAAUGUGAAGAGAUUAUAACAUAUAAAGAUAAGAAAGACUUAAUGAAUAAGCUUUAUGACUUUUAUGCUAAAAAAUUUAAUGUAUAUCUAAUUUCUAAAAAAAAUUUAAAUUACAAUUCUGCAUUUCAAAAUGAAACAGUACAAUUUAAUAAUCAACAGUCGACAAAUUUAGAUUUAUUUUUGGAUUUUUAUAGAGAGGCUCUAAGUCGAUUAAAAUCUGCAUUUGACAAAGCCAAAAAUGAACAAAUUUCGAUUUUAAACAAGGGGUUCAUUCUUGGGAAUAAAGACAAAAAAUUUAUAUUUGAAUUAUCAAAGUUUAAAAGAUGUUAUUGUACGAGAAAAAGAAGCUUAAAUACAAGUAUUGAACGUCAAAUAAAAAAUAUAGAAGAAAGUUAUUUUUUUAAAGAAUCUUCAUGUGAGUCUAUAAAAGAAAUAAUAGUAGAAUGCAACAUGUUUUUAAAAGAAGUGGUAAAGUAUUUCAUGUCUCGUAAUUUGUCUAUUUACCUCUGUGAUUACACUAUACCACUUAUUUAUAAUGAAUGUGAAGAUAUUUCACAAAGAUUUACAAAUAUUUCACGAAAUUUACAAUUAGAAUUUAUUUUUGUAAUUAUAAAAAUGCUUAUUGAAAGAUUAGAAAGCUUCGAAGAAUUUUUAGUUGGGGCAGAUUAUAAUUUACUUUUGUUUUUUUAUUCUGUGACCCAUUUAUCUACAGAUAUUAAAUGGUUAAUUUUCCCUUUAAAUGUAAUUAUGGAUAAUAUUGAUAAAAAAUAUGAAUGUAGUGAAUCUAACUAG
This is a messenger RNA of Vairimorpha ceranae, 1207 nucleotides long. RefSeq lists its product as hypothetical. The transcript has a single exon. NCBI's taxonomy places the organism in Eukaryota, Fungi, Microsporidia, Nosematidae. The record is from RefSeq and is a predicted model, not a curated record. The annotation marks the transcript as partial.